AUGGCCAAAAGUGUAGCGCAGCAUUUGAACAGGAGCGCUUGUGGCGCUCCAACUGUAUUAAAGGUUCGUACUAGACUGGCAACUUGCCAUCUUUCUGAAAAUCGAUAUGGUAUCCGCUCAAAUGGUCUUGGUUUAUAUGUUUGGCUAGACAUUUUCCUGACUUGGGAUGAUCCGAUUUAUCCUCAUCCAGAACCGAGCAGGAAAAACUCGCCUUGCCAAAUGAAGUUGAUUGAAGAAGUUCAUGCCUGCGUAACAGUUCGAGAUGCUAAGCACACGAAUUUUGUUGAAUUCCGUAACUUCAAAAUUGUUUACCGUCGCUACGCGGGGCUCUACUUCUGUAUCUGUGUCGAUAUUAUGGACAAUAACCUGUAUUAUCUGGAGGCUAUACACAAUUUUGUAGAGGUGGGUUUAGCUUUGACCUUAUUUUUUUGACA
Cylicostephanus goldi is the source of this 434-nucleotide messenger RNA. The record is from the annotation of a GenBank genome assembly. Lineage: Eukaryota; Metazoa; Nematoda; Chromadorea; Rhabditida; Strongylidae.